CUUAAAUAUUCCAUCUGUCAACAUAACUUGAAAUGUCAUCUUUGAUCAUUUAAAGUUCUGUGUAUUUAGUAAAUCGGUUCAUAAAAUUUCAGUUAAUUUUUAUUGGGAACCAUUGCACGUUAGAAAAGUAAUAUAAAAUGUCUCGUUUCGACACCACUCUUAACUCAAUGGAGGAAACGAGAUUCCUCGCAACGUACCAGAAUUUAGCACAGAGCCUUUCUAAAAUAUACCAUUUUAGCUUCGAAGAAGUUCAAACGCUUUUAAUUAUGUAUUUUAAAAUUCAAAAGUUUGAAACAUUCGACCCAAAAGGUAUUACUCGAGAUCAAUUUAUGGAAGUAUGUCAUUGCUGUUUGGAUAUGACCAACACCGAUACAUUAACAAGAAUUAUAUCGUGUUUAGAUGAAAAGUCCAGAGAUCUAUACAUAUCUAAAGAGUUUUUUAUUAAAGCUUUAUCGCUAUUAUUAAGAGGAACUAUAGAAGAGAAAAUGGCGUUUUGUUUUAAGGUAUAUGAUCAAGGACAAUCUGGAUUACUUGCAAAGGAACAACUUUUUAAAUUGUUGAGAACCUUCCUGAAAAGCAAUACCGGCGAGUCAGAUGCUGAAGAAAUGGUCAAAGAUAUGGUAGAAGUGAUUUUAAAGAGGUUAGAUUUGGAUAGAGAUGGUAGAAUAUCGUAUGAUGACUAUAGGUUUAACGUCCUAAAACAACCAUUAUUUUUGGAAUUCUUGGGUCAAUGUUUCCCAGCAAGGCAUACGGUACAUAAGUUCAUGAGUACAUUUACUGAAAAUACGAGAAUUAGAAACUACAAAUUAAAAGGUCUCAGCAUAAUAUACUCACACUCAAUGUUGACAGCAGCAGGGGUUUUUACUUUAAUUAUAAUGGUAGUAGGAAUAAUGGGUAACCUAUUGACAAUAGGAGCCUUAAUAAGGCAUCCCAAACUUCGGACUGUUGCAGCUGCCUUUAUAGCGAGUUUAUGCAUUUCGGAUUUGAUUUUCUGUUUCCUGGCGUUACCAUUUGCCGCUAGUCAAUUCUUCCACGGAGAAUGGAUCCAUGGAGAAACAUUGUGCAAAAUGAUACCGAUACUAAGAUAUGGUUGUGUCGGCGUUUCACUAUUAAGCAUCGGUUCCAUAUCGGUGAACAGAUACAUACUCAUCGCCUGGCCUCAUCUCUAUCAGUCCAUAUAUACGAAAACAAAAGUUGUGAUUUACAUUGGUAUUAUAUGGAUAUUUAGUUAUGGUUUACAAAUACCUACGUUAUUUGGAGUAUGGGGAACGUACGGGAAAGAUGCUAAGCUUGGAACUUGCUCCAUCAAUCCAGACAAAAACGGCCACAGUUCAAAAACUGCUCUGUUCGUGAUAGGUUUUGCUCUUCCCUGUGUUGUCAUUGUUAUUUGUUACGCAUGUAUAUAUUUCGUAGUUCGUAAGUCCCACAUGAAAAUGCAAAAGCAUACAUCUAUGGGAAACAAAUAUAAAAGAAGCGAGAUGAAGAUAACCAAAAUGGUAUUAGUAAUAUUUAUUUGUUUCAUCGUAUGUUAUUUACCUAUUACGCUAGUCAAAAUUUUCGAUUCAGAAGUUGAGCAUGCACCGCUGCAUGUAUUAGGUUAUUUACUUAUUUAUCUAUCUAGUUGUGUAAACCCGGUUGUGUAUGUAACAAUGAACAAACAAUACAGGGUGGCGUAUAUGGACACGUUAAAGUGCAAAUACAACAGUAAUUUAGACUCGCAACAGACUCAACCCGAACCAAGUAGAAGUCACAUGACUAUUUCUUUUUUAAAAAAUAUGGUACAAUCGCCUAGUAAAGCGUAAUUAGGAAAAAAUGUUAAAAACAAAUAUUUUUACGAACGUUAAUUAUUUGUUGCAAAUCGAAUGCAACAAAUAAAGUUUAUAAGUUAUUUUAAUUAUAAAACUUUAAAUAUCGAAGGAUAUGGAGAAUGAUAAAAUUUACUCUCCUGUACAAUAAUACCUACUGGAUAUUAAAAUUCAUUAUGGUCAAGAUCUAGAACUAAUAGAAGAUGGAAAGAUACAGAAGAAAUACAGCAAAGAAUAGAUUAAUUGUGGUUAUAGCACAAUGGAAACCCAAAGACUUUUCAUUACAUUCUAUCUCCCUUAAAAACAGAAAUGUAAUAGAUUUUAAAAUCUUUUUUAAUUAAUAAAAAAUGUACUUUCUUUUUAAGUAUACGGGGUUGGGCUGCUAAAUGGACGCAACACCAAAUGUCUGGCUUUGUUCGACAAGUAACAAAAAAAUUAAAGGAACGGUCGAUUUAGAUUUUUAAAACCGUAUAUUUUGAUGAGGUUAUCAUUAUUCAAUAUAUCAACACAUUUUUUUGCGUAUGAAUGACACAUUUCUUGGUAUGUCACAUAACAAUAUUUUCGAAAAACAAAAUUAAUACAAAAUGUAAUUUAACAUUAAUAAAAAUAUACUAAAAAAUCAUAUAGAAUGAAAUCUGACAUAUAGAGGCACAUUUUUCUGUAUACACACUUUAAAUUUUGUAUUAUAUAUCUACUGACUGGUACAAAAAAGGGGUUGCCAUUCAAAAAAAAGGUCCUAACAUAAUAUACUGAAUAUCGAUGACGUUCGAAAAAAUAUACGUAUACCUAUCAAAAAGGCGCAGCUAAAAACAAAAUCGAUAACUGUACGAGCAUUUUUGUUACUUGUCCCAUAUAAUAGCCCAAGGGCAGCUCUGUGCGGUCGCCGAGGGGGCUAUGUCCCCUCCCCGAUGUUAAAAAUCUUACAAUAUAUUAGUCGUUUAUUAAAAACAUAUGCUAAAAAGGGAAUUGUUAGUGGCAAUGCCCCCCGAAAAUUCUGUCUGGAGCCGCCUUUGAUACAGCCAGAAAUUUGGUGUCCUGCCUAUUUUGUCCAACCCUGUAUAUAUAAAUCAAUGACUUUGGGUUACAUUAUACCAAACUUGAUUUUAUUUAAAAAGUACAAAAAAACAUUCCAUCGCGAAUUGCAUUUCAGUGUUAUUUAAGGGAUAAUAAUGACAAAAAUUAUAUUUCAGAAGACUUUAAUAAAUUACUUUCUCACUAAAAAGUGCCUCUCGAACUAUUUCCUUUAGACCUAGUCUGUGAUAUGUUUUUGAAGAGAGAAAUUAAGGAAAAUUUUAAAUUGUAAAAAUAUACAAAAUGUCCUAUUUAAACAAUAUUAUAAUGUCAAUUCGCUCUCUAUUAUUUUCAACUUUUGUUGUUAUCAUAAGACAUAAUAAUGGGCCACUCUGUAUUUAUUAGAUAUUAACUAGUGGGAAAGUAAAAUCUACCAAAACCAAACAGUUUCUAUUCGGAAACUUUAUAGCUAAUAAUCUACAGAAUAACAUUAAGCAAAUAAUAUACAUAUGUGCAAUAUAUACAGAAUCCAAAAAUGUAUAGAACUGAUGAUAACAAG
Molecule: messenger RNA, 3375 nt
Organism: Psylliodes chrysocephalus
Lineage: Eukaryota; Metazoa; Arthropoda; Insecta; Coleoptera; Chrysomelidae
Source: the annotation of a GenBank genome assembly